Molecule: messenger RNA, 780 nt
Organism: Phytophthora infestans T30-4
Lineage: Eukaryota; Oomycota; Peronosporomycetes; Peronosporales; Peronosporaceae
Exons: 2
Coding region: 1-780 (259 amino acids)
Molecular function (GO): protein binding
Source: RefSeq, a predicted model, not a curated record
AUGACUCGACCUCCGCUGCCGCUAAUCGGCACGACGGUGUUGCCUCGACCACCUUCACAUUUGCCCUUGACUCACCGAGAGCUCGCGUCGCCUCAUCCGCGCACCUUGUUGCCACAUUUUUCGAGCUCAAAUGCCGGCUCCAUCUCACGAAAAGGUACAAAUCGACCUCAACCCGAAGACUUCAGCAAAACGCCACUAGAAAAGUCUAUCGAUGACUUAAAGCGUGUCAAGUCUCGAGUACGAGACAGUUUUGCAAGGAUGAAUCAAACUCAAGAACAAGUCGACUUGAAUUUGGAGGAAACUUCUCGGUUAGUCCAUUCUCUCGAAGCCGAUCAACGUCAUCUCUCCCAUGUGUACGCAAACCUCUUGGACUUCAGCGCCCGACAGAUCCAGCGGUGCUUUCGUGAACACCUCGGACGUCGACUAUUCCGUCAGAUCCUGGUGAUACGAGCGGUCCUGCGAGUUCAGCGUAAGUUUCGAGAAUUUCAUCGCCGUCAAGAAGACACGCGAAAAAAGUCUCGAGUGAUGUAUCGAAAGGUGCUGCGAGGGCUACGCGGUGUUCGUGGACGUGAUGAAUUGUCCCACGCGGAGCUGCUCAACCGUGUCGGUCACAAUCUACAGGUCGAAUGUCAGUGGCGUAAAGCUAUGGGCGUAAAGGACUCAGAGAGCGACUUGAUCACUGCGUUGUACCGCAAGAAAUACGUUCGUCGGAAGUUAGGAGCCAUGUUCCGUCAGCUCUACUGGGUGCACUCGAUUGCGCUGUAUUGGAGGGAUCGAUGA